GGACAAGGUAGGUGAGGCAUGGCGGCGUCUGGGGUGUUAGUCAGCUGUUCUGGUGCUGUCUUAUCUUCCUUACUUUAUGAGCAAUUAAGAAGUGGCCAUGCCCAGGAAGGCUUCUUAUUGGGUCAAGUGCAGAGUCACAUUAGUGAGCACAUCAGUGAUUCACAGAUCUGCAAUGAGAAGAUGGAAACUGUUAUAAAUCUGUCAUCUUUUCUGCCAUGUACUAUGAUUGGUACAUUCUACUCAGGGGCUGGUGUCCUAAAUCAUGAAAAACUUACAAAGUACUUGGGAUCAAAUAUGGAGCACAUAAUUGGAUGGUACCGCUGUCGGGGUUCAAAUUGUGAAGAUUUGUACUUAAGGGAAAUGAUGGUACAUCAGCAGCUUUCAGCAGUUAUGACACACACUGGUGGGCACUUCAUUGUGGGCAUCAUGUCAUGCCAUCCAUCUGGAGAUAGUGGAACAUUUACUGUGAACCACAAGUUCAUGAUGCUGCAGAACAAACGUCUUGAAGGAGUACCCCUGCAGGUAGUGAACAUAGGUGAUACAUCAACUACAGACUUUUUCCUAAAACCCUCGGAACCUGCUCUGUAUUCUUCAUCUGCUGUUCAGAAUGUUCUCUCCAAAAUUAACAGUGGAGAGCCAGGAGUAUCAGAAGCUGAAACUCUCCACACAGGGUUGUUGAGCAAGCUGGAAAUGCUGCUACCCAAGUUCUCCUCUGCUCAAGAGGAGCUUGAAAAUGUUCGUAAAGAAGUCAUCAAACUCAGGGAACUGUGUAAUAUGCACAAUCUUAAACCAGACUUUACACCUGAAGCAUUCCAGACAGUUGAUAUAAAAGACCUAAUGGAUUUUGAUGAGGUUCCUGGUCCCUCUCUUAAUGCUUCACCAACUAUUAAGAGAAAAAAACAAGCUACAACCAGAAGCCCAUUGCUCUCAAAGGGCUCAGUAAAUGAGAAAGAAGCCAAACAAGAGAAAGGCACCCUGGAAUCUUCAGAUCCUUUUGGUUUUGUAAAUACAGAAAUGGAAAAACUUAAGGUAAAAACUCAUGGUUCUCCAGGAAGCAGGGGUUCUAGGUCCAGGACAAACACUCCCUCUCCUGCUCGAGUUCCUUUUAAAUCAAAAUCUGCCAUAAAUACAUUACAAAGAACUUCUCGACGUUCAUCAGAAUCUGCUGGCUCCAAUGAAGGGAGUCCUUUACCUGCAAACAAACGCUACAAAGAUAAUAGUAGUUUACCUGCUGCUUCACCAGACAUGAAGAAAGGUUCUCAGGUUAAAGGUAAACCAAAGUCUAGCCGGACUCUCACUCGCACAACUUCAAAGGAGUGUAAUUCCCCUGCUAGGAAUACAAGAAAUCGAAGCCCAUCUGUUACAAGUCCAGUGGGAAAAAAAAUUGAUUAGUUACAUCACAAGUCUAUAUUUUGCACGCUCUUCUGGGUUAAUGUAGCACUUCUGAGGAGUCAUGUGAACUUGGAAUAUUCUUUUCUGCUGAAUCUACAGUAAGAGUCAUUGACACUGCCUAAGUUGCUAGAAGCUCCAUUUGGUUUAUAUUUGGAACUGUUCAAAGUAACUAAUGGAAAGGGCCUGUAUUAUAAUAUAUACACCUACAUGAUCCUUGAAGAAAUGAUUAGUAAUAAACCCCACCAAAAUAAAAAAAGUUUCUAGUUAUGAACCAUCCCUUUGUUUAUUCCCAUCUCUGUUGAGUGAGGAUAUCCCAAGAGAAUGCCACUUUGCAUGAACUCACAAACAAUAAACUCAUCAGAUAGAGGUGUGUCACUUAUUGUAUAACUCUUAAUUGGAAAAAUUUUGUUGGCAAUUUUUUUCAUCUGUAAUUAUUUUUGUAUAGUCUUUUGUCAGAUUCAUGUAAAAGAAUAAUACUGAAAAAUCACUUCAAAAUUGUUCGGCAUUAUCUUCAAAUGAUGUCAGGUACUGUACAUACAAAAAAAAAAAAAAAUUCCUAACAAUCUGUUGAAAUAUUAUAUGCCUACCAAAAUUAGUAGGCAUUUCAAUUAUUGUAAAU
Messenger RNA from Cherax quadricarinatus, 2011 nucleotides. The record is from RefSeq and is a predicted model, not a curated record. Lineage: Eukaryota; Metazoa; Arthropoda; Malacostraca; Decapoda; Parastacidae.